Messenger RNA from Heteronotia binoei (common prickly gecko), 743 nucleotides. Its product is annotated as TLC domain-containing protein 5-like. Lineage: Eukaryota; Metazoa; Chordata; Lepidosauria; Squamata; Gekkonidae. The record is from RefSeq and is a predicted model, not a curated record. The transcript has 2 exons. The coding region runs from base 18 to 743 and encodes 241 amino acids. Gene Ontology annotation, cellular component: membrane.
CUCUCAAUUAAAGGACGAUGCUCUUCGUCAUCCUCCAAGUGCUCUGCAGCCUCCUGAUCUGGCUGUCGCUCUACAGCGGCUUCAGGUGUUGGCAGAACCAUCGCACCUCGGAAUGGAGCUGCCGGCUGGUCACGCUGGCACACGGCCUGAUCGUCACCUUCCUCUCCGGCUACAUCGUUCUUGUCGACGGGCCCUGGCCUUUGACUCACACAGGCCACCCCAAUACAGCUCUCCAGGUGUGCCUGAUGUGUCUCAGCCUGGGCUACUUCCUCUUCGACCUGAGCUGGUGCAUCUUUUUCGGCAGCGAGGGCGACCUGAUGCUCUCCCACCACGUGCUGAGCGUCAGCGGCUUGGUGCUGGUGCUGCUGCUGGGCGAGUCGGCCACCGAAGUCAACGCCGUCGUCUUUGUGAGCGAGAUCACCAACCCGCUGCUGCAGGCCCGCUGGUUCCUCCGGGAGAUGGGCCGCUACCCUAGCCUAGCAGGCGACGUGGUAGACAUCCUCUUUGUCGCCCUUUUCGUGGGGCUGCGAAUCGUCGGCGGGGCGUGGAUUAUGCGCGCGAUCCUGGCUUCGGCAAGGACGUUCUGGAUGUUGAAGAUAGGGGCCUUGGCGAUGUACGUUGUGUCCUUGGCGUUUAUGCUGGACAUCAGCCGCUUUGCCAAGAGGAAACUGACAAAGAAAUAUUCUGCUUGGAAAACAGGGGGAGAGCUGCCAAAAAGCAACGGACGUCUGCCCGCGUGUUAA